Endocarpon pusillum Z07020 is the source of this 2307-nucleotide messenger RNA. RefSeq lists its product as uncharacterized. Gene Ontology annotation, molecular function: protein kinase binding. The transcript is spliced from 2 exons. Bases 1 to 2307 code for a protein of 768 amino acids. Gene Ontology annotation, cellular component: cytoplasm. The record is from RefSeq and is a predicted model, not a curated record. NCBI's taxonomy places the organism in Eukaryota, Fungi, Ascomycota, Eurotiomycetes, Verrucariales, Verrucariaceae.
AUGGAGAAGCUUAAUAGUGAAGAUGGACAGCUCUUCAUCAGAAGCCUGGCGAGUUUCGUGCGCACCCACGAAAAAGCACUUGCAAAUAGCUUGCAAAUGCAGCGACAGCGUGCGAAGAAUGCGUCUACGUCGAGUUUGAUGAGCCUCUCCUCUCCUACCACUCCGACAACAACCUCAAAUACCUCAAGCUCUCUCAUUACGGCCUUCUCACUUGGUGGCUUAAGUUUCAUGUCACACAAUAUCAAGCCCGCUCAAUUGACCUUGACUCCUCAUCAUCUUUUUUACAUUCUCUCGCGGCUAGAAGAACUGGACAUUGCGAUUGGUCCGAUGAAUAUUCGUCUCGAGAACCUACAUACCGAGACCUCCCCUGCCAAUUACGUGUCUUUCCUUAAUCAACCUCGGAGUAAGCGUCGUAGUGACAAAGACUCUAUCCAUUCUGUAUCAAGCGUGCGGAGUGUAAUGUCUGGUAUGAGUUCUCUGUGGUCAAGCUUUGGCCUGGGAGGCUCCGGUGGUGUCACAAAAUCAGAGAAAGCUAAAGCUGCCUUGGAAGCUGAUCUCAAAUAUUUAUACUCGGCGUUCACCAAGCUACCUUCUCUUCGCCUCUCUCCUGAUCACCGGGCGCGACUCAUCCAAGGAUACGAGGAGUUCCCAUUUGACACAGCCGUACCAUUAUUCGCAUUCAAGAAUAUACAGUCACUCGACAUCGUCGAUAUGGACUUCCGGCAAUUCUACGGCUGGGAUCGUUUGGCCGAGCAGCUCAGCUUGCUCACCGUCAAGCGAGCAAAUCUCGAUGACCCCCGUGACCUGAUAACUAACAUCGUUCUGGACGACACAGAGAGGCGCAGAUACAGGUCUACCAAGACCCAGCAAUCAUCUACUCUUGCAUGGAUUGUUCCCUCUCCUGCAAAAAGUGUUGUAGGCCGUUCCAACUCUGAUCCAGGGUCACCAGGUAGACUACCCGCAGAAAGCCUAAGCCUCGCUGUUGCUGAAGGGGAAACUAAAGAUGGGGAGGCCUCACCCAGUUUUCCGAAUGGUAGCGUUUCACCGAUCCGCCCAUUAUCCUCGCGAGCAAACUCUACUUACCGGCAUGUUCGAAGCUGCUCCUCGAAGAUUAAGAGAUCUGAAUCUGGCAGCUCCAACUCUAGCGAACACUCCCUCCUCCGUCACCAGAGUGAAAGUGUUUAUGGAUCCUCGAACCUCGGAUCGCUACCCGCCAGCAAGUGGAGGUUUUUAAAGUAUUUGAGCCUUGCAGACAAUUCAUUGACCUCGAUCUCGACCAGUAGCCUUUUACCACUAGCAAACACGCUCCGGUCCCUCAACCUUUCGUCAAACCUCUUUACAGAGAUUCCCGAUAGUCUGUCGAUCUUGACAAGGUUGACUUCCCUGGACCUUUCAAAUUGCAUGAUCGAAUCGCUACAUUCAUUAACCACGAGUCCACUUCCCGCCAUUACGACGUUGAAGCUCAAGCAUAAUCGACUCACUUCUCUGGCUGGUAUUGAACGACUGCUGUCACUGGAAAACCUCAAUGUGCAGGAUAAUAAGAUCUCGGAUCCGAUGGAAGCAGCAAGAUUGACCGGAUUGCCAAACAUGCACCGCAUUUGCGUCAAGCGCAAUCCUCUGACCAGGCGCACUAACUAUAGAAUCACUAUUUUUAAUCUCUUCCGCAAUACACCUGGUUAUUCCGAAGACAUCAUCAUCGACGAAAAUAGUCCGACGUAUAGCGAACGCCAAUUUCUUCAGGAUAGAGUUCCUGAGAGUGAUAGACCGCCGGUCGUCCGCCCUGUUGAGGUCAUUCAGCUUUCUCAACCGCCGCAACCUCAAGACAAGAACCACUUAACACCUUCAUCUCCUUCCGAUAUCGCCAUUGAGAAGUCUCAACCAGAACAUGCCAUCACUUCGAGUCGCCGCCGAAAGGUCCCUCGAAGGCGCAUUGUGGACCUGUCAAGAGAAGAAGAGCAAGGUUCGGGCUUGCCGCCAACCAAUCUGGACGCUUUCGGGCCACUUUUAAGGAGCCCUGGGGCUAGAGAACCGGCCGAAGCUACGGUAAAUCAAGCCGCUUUGUCCGGGAGGAACAAUGUAAAGAUUGCAAAUGACCCACGAAUUGACACGAGCCAGGAUGACUUCAGGCAGCGACUCGAAGCGCUUAAGCUCGAAGUUGGCGACAGAUGGUUAAGUGUCUUGAAAGACCAAGGAUUGGCCAGCAGUACGGACCUAUUCAUGAAUGGCAAUUCUGCGGUAGGCCCGAUUCAGUCGCUUCAAAGGCAACAUCAUCAAGCACUUGUCAGCGGAGGCAGGACCCUGGGCUGA